Truncatella angustata is the source of this 1715-nucleotide messenger RNA. Its product is annotated as putative MFS transporter. Gene Ontology annotation, biological process: transmembrane transport. Gene Ontology annotation, molecular function: transmembrane transporter activity. Gene Ontology annotation, cellular component: membrane. The transcript is spliced from 8 exons. Bases 243 to 1715 code for a protein of 490 amino acids. The record is from RefSeq and is a predicted model, not a curated record. NCBI's taxonomy places the organism in Eukaryota, Fungi, Ascomycota, Sordariomycetes, Amphisphaeriales, Sporocadaceae.
AGCUUUGCAGGCUUUGCACGGUGGUAAGCGACGACGAUGAUUGAUGACUUAGCCGAGAUCGCAACGGGUGCGGGACCCGCCUCAUCUAACCGCUGCUUCGAAUCGUUUCCACAAGAUUGCGAGCCAUUAUUAAUUGAUCUGUAAGACAGCCGCCGCCAAGGACCCGUUCUUGAGAUCGGGGUGACUGACUAUACUAUCGCUAGUCUUUUAAAGACUGCUGCCCAUCCCUAGUUUGAGUCAAGAUGACCUCAGCAUCUACUGAUGCCGCUAAGAUGACAGGAAACUUCAAGCCGGCUGGGGACGCUGCCCCGAUCAUCAAUAGCGAGCAGGAUGACAACAGCCUCAGCGACGAUGUUCACACACGAGCCCUUGAGCGGCGGUUGCGCCUGAAAGUUGACUUGCGAUUGUGUACAAUUGCUGGUAUCUUGUGCUCUCUGAACCUCCUGGACUCUGGCGUCAUCUCUAGCGCUAGCGUGACGUCCAUGAUCUCAGAUCUCGACUUGUCAGGCAAUCGCUACAGUGUGGCUAUCUUCAUUUUCACGAUUGCCAGCAUCGCGUUCCAAUUACCCUCCACGAUAGCAGUGAGAACAUUCGGUCCUCGAAUAUGGUUUGCCUCGAUAACAUUUGCCUUCGGGCUUAUCACCAUGUGUACUGCAUUUGUACAAACAUGGAAGCAGAUGAUCGCACUGAGGGUGCUUCUCGGUAUGACAAUGAGUGGUAUUUACCCAGGCUUGACAUAUUUGAUAUCAACUUGGUAUCCAAGGCGUGAACAGCAAACCAGGUUCGCUUUCUUACAAUCGGGGGAAGUGAUUAUACUGGCAACAGGCAGCAUUGUCAACUUUGGUCUCAACCAGUUGGAUGGUAGAGGUGGGAUAGCUGGCUGGAGAUACAUGUUCUUGGUACAGGGCAUUAUCUCGAUGGUGAUAGGAGUCGUCACCUACUUCUGGAUUGUCGAUUUUCCCGAGCAGGCUCACAAGAGCAUUUGGUUCCUGACCGAAGAGGAGCAGCGACUCGCCGUGUCGCGUAUUCACAAAGAUCGCAAGGACGUUGAUAUCGACCCUUUCAGCUGGGGCAAGGUGCUUGUGCAUGCAAAAGAUCCGAAAGUCUAUGGAUUUGCCUGCAUGUUCUUUUUGCUGAACUUGGUCUCUACUUCACUAUCGUACUUUCUACCUAUUAUUCUGCAGAGUGGCAUGGGUUUCGAUGAGAACAAAGCGAUCUUGCUCUCAGCACCACCAUACUACUACGCGGUAGUACCAGUCAUCAUCUCUUCCAUUGUGGGGGAUAAACUACGUCUUCGUGGACCGGUCAUUGUCUUCAAUUGUGCAUGUCUAAUUGUCGGCUUCUGCAUGCUUGGGUUUACAGAACAAGUCACGGUACGCUACAUUGGCACGUUUUUGGCCACCGGGGCAUAUGUCUCAAAUUGGGCCGCUCUAUCCACGUACCAGGCCAACAACAUUACAGGUCAAUGGAAACGAGUCUUCACGGCUGCUACUGUAACCGCUAUGAACGGUGCUGGUGGUAUCGCUGGAAGUUUUAUCGUACGAAAUCAGGAAGCGCCUCGGUACUUGACAGCUGUAUGGGUAUCUAUCGGGUCGCAUAUCCUUAUUAUUGCGCUUGUGGCCGCGUUCUCUGCAUACUUCUACUAUGCCAAUAAAGCAGAAAAGUCAGGCAAGAAGAUCCUAGAAGAAGUUGAGGGCUUUAGAUACACCUAUUAG